Caenorhabditis elegans is the source of this 1688-nucleotide messenger RNA. It is a transcript of the gene Y57G11C.23, whose product is annotated as Major facilitator superfamily (MFS) profile domain-containing protein. Bases 54 to 1643 code for a protein of 529 amino acids. Gene Ontology annotation, cellular component: membrane. The transcript is spliced from 10 exons. Gene Ontology annotation, biological process: transmembrane transport. Gene Ontology annotation, molecular function: transmembrane transporter activity. The record is from RefSeq and is marked reviewed. NCBI's taxonomy places the organism in Eukaryota, Metazoa, Nematoda, Chromadorea, Rhabditida, Rhabditidae.
AGUUCUUACUUUUCCCUGAAAUUUCCAUUGAAAUUCCUGUCAAGUGAAUAACAAUGGGAUGUAUCAAAGGAGCAUGGCGUCUCGAUAUUGGAUUAAUGAUACUGUAUCAGAUGACACUGUUCUUCUCGGUUCAAAUGCUUUUUGUCAUUUUUCUAGAAUAUAUGCCAAAGACUCAUUGUACAGAAGAUCGCUACUGUUACAAAUUGAAAAAUAAAUGUAUGAGUGACUUCGAUCGCCAUUCUGAUAGUGAUGUGUGUCCAUUUGCCUCCACGAAUUUUGAUCAAUGUGUCGUUGCCGCAAAUAAAACUGAUUUUUAUUCAGCGCAAUACGAGUAUCAACAGGAUUGUACUGGAUUGAAAUACUUCUCCUCUUCGACAUCCACAUUCUUGGGAACUCUUGUGGGUAACCUGAUUCUUGGAUAUCUAUCAGAUACAAUCGGCCGUCGUCCUGUCUACAUAUUCUCAAUUCUUCUUGGAGUUCCAUCAGUUAUUCUGUCUGCUGCUUUGAAUGAUGUCAUGAGUUUCUACAUUUUCCGUUUUCUAGUUGGUUUUGCAAUUGCUGGAACAUUAACUGUUGGAUGGACAUAUGCAUCUGAAAUGGUUAUUCCAUCUAGAAGAUUCAGAUUGAGAACUUUUCCGAAUUGGGCGAAUGCUAGAAUGAUGCAAGUUGGAGUAUCGUGGUUAGCUGGUGAAUGGAGAUUGGCAUCAUAUUUGUGUGCAGCACUAUCAGCUACAGUACUCCCAAUGAUUUGGUAUCUUCCCGAGAGCCCAGUAUUUUUGGAGCAAAAGAAAAAGUACAAAAGAGCCGAGCGUUCUCGUGAAAAAAUCGCUGGAAUCUGUCAAUUGGAAUACGAACCAAAAGCACGUGAGGAGAUGCAGGAUUUGAAGAAAAUUACGCCGAUUAAAUUGUUGAAAAGUCCAGUGCUCAGAACUAAUUUUUUGGUUCUUUGUUGGAUGUGGUUCUACGUGGGAAUGUCGGUUUACAUCACGGAUUUGAACAGUGGAGAUAUGGCUGAAAACUUCUAUGUUGGACAAUUUCUUUGUGGACUUGUGCUCACUGUUUCUAAAAUUAUGAUAGGAAUCCUGGAGCCAAAAAUCCCGUGGCUCGGCCGCCGUUGUCUUUUCAUUUCCUCCCAAAUAAUUGCCAUUCUUGCCUACAUAACUAUUCUAACUGCUCUCUGGACAAGAAACAAAGUGUCAUGGUGGUAUACUGUAGCUUAUAUCCUUGCAUAUGCUGGUCAGUCUCUGUGCCUUGAAACUUGCUACCUAUCACUUGCUGAGCUAAUGCCAACUGAUGUCCGCACAAUCUCGGGAGCACUUAUGAAUAUUUUAAUGAAAAUUGGAACUAUUCUGGCGUCAACUACAAAACCAAUCAAAUUUUGGUAUGAACCACUGCUUUUCAUCAUUAAUACAAUUAUUUGUACUGGUGGAUUGAUCAUCGUUUGGAAAUAUUUACCGGAAUCGAAAAAUAUGAAUAUGCAAUUGGUUGGACAAGAUGAUAUUGACGAGGAUGAGGAUGAUGAUUCAAAUAAAACAGAAAAGCCAUCUGAAAUUCCAUCAGAAGCAACAAAAAGUGUUAAAACAUCUACGGAGGCAACUGAAAUGGAAUCGGAAGUUGAAACGGAAAAGUCAUCCACAUCUUAGAUUUUUUACUGUUUCACAACGUUUUUAUAAAAGAAUGACUAGACA